Messenger RNA from Sesamum indicum (sesame), 3217 nucleotides. RefSeq names its product arginine decarboxylase. Gene Ontology annotation, biological process: spermidine biosynthetic process; L-arginine catabolic process. Lineage: Eukaryota; Viridiplantae; Streptophyta; Magnoliopsida; Lamiales; Pedaliaceae. The record is from RefSeq and is a predicted model, not a curated record. Gene Ontology annotation, molecular function: arginine decarboxylase activity.
UCAUGCAAUUCUCGCUCACUUUCCAUCCUCACCUUCACGUUCUCUCUCCACAUAACCAAACCCUAGCUCUCUCUUUCUCUUCUCUUCUCCCUCCCCCCUUUUAGGUUUCCGUCCCUUGUCUCUUUCUUUUAAAUCUGCAUGGUGGGAUUCUUUUUCGGGUUUUCGAGUUGUUUCUGAUUCGGUUUCUGGGCACCCGUUUUCCAUUUGAUUUGAAUAUCCGCUUCUUCUGAGGGGUAGGCGUGGGGAUUUCCGGGUCUUGUAGGCGUGCGAGUGGCUACCGUUUUGUUGUGACCCAGAUCUCUUUUUGCUUCUUUUGAGGGGGUAGCCGGGGCUCCGGCCUCGGCGGGUUCUAAAGCCCCCACCUGAUACAACAUCGUUCUAUUUCGAUUUUUAUAACUAAUCCUCUUUUUAGUUUUUCAAUUCUUUGAUUCUUUUUUCCCAACCCAUUAAAACAACAGAGAGAUCGUAGAUCGGGGAAGAGAUGCCUGCCCUCGCUUGCUGCGUAGACGCUGCCGUUUCUCCUCCUCCUCCUCCCUACGCUUUCGCCGGCUGGGAUAGCACUCUUCCCGCACCUCCGCCAACAAACACCGCCGUGCCGUCCCCCGCCUGGUCACCCGCCCACUCCUCGUUGCUAUACCGGGUGGACGGAUGGGGCGCCCCCUACUUCACGGUUAACUGCAACGGCAACGUUUCUGUUCGUCCUUAUGGGGUUAACACCCUGUCCCACCAAGAAAUCGAUCUUCUCAAGGUUGUCAAGAAGGCCUCCGACCCGAAAGACUCAGGUGGCCUCGGGCUUCAGCUUCCCCUUGUUGUUCGAUUCCCCGAUGUGCUCAAAAACCGCCUUGAGUCUCUGCAAUCUUCUUUUGAUUUCGCGAUUCAAUCUCAAGGGUAUGAGGCUCAUUACCAGGGCGUUUACCCUGUGAAAUGCAAUCAAGACAGGUUUGUGGUUGAGGAUAUCGUCAAGUUUGGAUCGGGCUUCCGGUUCGGGCUGGAGGCCGGGUCCAAACCGGAGCUUCUCUUGGCAAUGAGCUGCCUCUGUAAUGGGAGCCCUGAGGCUCUUCUUGUCUGCAAUGGAUUCAAGGAUGUGGAGUACAUCUCGCUUGCCUUGGUCGCUAGAAAACUGCAUUUGAAUACUGUUAUUGUGCUUGAGCAAGAGGAAGAACUGGAUAUUGUGAUCAAUGUCAGUAGGAAGCUGGGCGUCCGGCCCGUUAUUGGGGUCCGGGCGAAGCUGAGGACUAAGCAUUCCGGUCAUUUUGGUUCCACCUCUGGCGAGAAAGGAAAAUUUGGUCUGACAACAACGCAGAUUCUCCGCGUUGUUAAGAAACUACAGCAGUACGAAAUGCUGGAUUGCCUGCAGUUGCUGCACUUCCAUAUUGGAUCUCAGAUCCCUUCUACUGCUUUACUGGCCGAUGGUGUAGGCGAAGCAGCCCAGAUCUAUUGUGAAUUAGUCCGCCUUGGAGCUUGUAUGAGAGUUAUUGAUAUUGGCGGAGGCCUUGGAAUUGAUUAUGAUGGCUCAAAAUCUCAAGAUUCUGAUAUUUCGGUUGCCUAUAGUCUUCAAGAGUAUGCUUCUGCUGUUGUUGAAGCGGUUCGGUUGGUGUGCGAUCGGAAGGGCGUGAAGCAUCCGGUGAUUUGCAGUGAAAGCGGACGCGCAAUUGUUUCCCACCACUCGAUUUUAGUGUUUGAAGCUGUUUCAACAAGUUCUCAUGAUUCUCCACAGGUUUCGGCUCUCGGCCUCCAGUAUUUUGUGGAGCUAUUGACUGAUGAGGCUCUCGCCGACUACAGAAAUCUGUCGGCCGCUGCAAUUCACGGUGAUUAUGAUACGUGUUUGCUCUAUGCAGAGCAGCUGAAACAGCGGUGUAUUGAGCAGUUUAAAGAAGGGUCUUUGGGCAUGGAACAGCUUGCAGCAGUUGAUGGCCUUUGCGAGUUGGUGUUGAAGGCGAUUGGUGUUUCAGAUCCCGUUCGCACUUACCAUGUGAAUCUAUCAAUUUUCACCUCGAUUCCAGAUUUCUGGGGCAUUGGCCAGCUGUUUCCUAUUAUUCCAAUCCACAGGCUUGAUGAAAAGCCUGGAGUUAGGGGGAUUCUGUCGGACUUGACUUGCGACAGUGAUGGGAAGAUUGACAAGUUCAUUGGGGGUGAAUCGAGCUUGCCUUUGCAUGAAUUGGAAGGCAAUGGUGGUGUGAACGGCGAUUGUCCAGCAUAUUAUCUGGGGAUGUUUUUAGGAGGGGCUUACGAGGAGGCGCUCGGAGGUGUUCACAACCUGUUUGGUGGCCCAAGUGUCGUGCGCGUGUCACAGAGCGACGGGCCUCACAGCUUUGCCGUGACACGAGCUGUGCCUGGACCAUCUUGUGGGGAUGUGCUCCGGGUGAUGCAGCAUGAGCCUGAGUUGAUGUUCCAGACCCUCAAGCACCGUGUGGAGGAAUUCGCCGAUGAUGGUGGCAGCAGUAUCCUGGCGCUCACUAAUGGCCUUGCUUGCUGUUUCAAUAAUAUGCCUUAUUUGGCCGCCGCAGCCUCAUGCAGUCUGACUGCUGCUGCUGCUGGUAACAAUGGUUACUACUAUUGCAAUGAUGAGAGCUUUGCUGCUUCUGGUGAUUCCGUUGGUGCUGAGGAAGAACAGUGGUCUUACUGUGUUGCUUGAGUUAAUUUUUAACCAAGCUUAGUAGCCAUCUCCUAUCGUUCUAGUUUGUGGUUGAGGUCUAUCUUCUUUUAUAAUUCUCGUCCCAACUCUGUUCGGAGUUGGUUCCUCCUUAUUACUGUGUUGUUCAUUUCUCGUUUUUUUUAAGUUCGUGGUGAUGAACAAAGAUGUAAGAAGCAGGAAUUUUGAGUCCUUAGCAUUCUGUGGAGAAGUGGGAUUCAGUCAUCUGAUCUCAAAAUUCCCUCUUACUCUAUGUAAUGUUAUUUCUCAAUGCCAUCUUAUUUGACUCUUUCAUUCAGAACCCUCCAUAUGAUGGUAAGUCAUUUACUUGUAUUGCUUGCUUUGAAUUCAUAAGCUCUUCCCUGGUGAGUGUUGGAUGUUUGAAGGUUUCAACUUAGGCAGGCAACCAAAUACAUGACAUAACAGAGAUGACUCAUUACAAAAGGGGUGUGUUGAAUUUCGUGGCUCUUGCAAAUGCAUUGCUAUUGGUGGCCCUUGCUCUUGUUGUCUCUUCCUUUACCCUUUAUACGCUUGUAAUCUGAUGUGGGGCAUCCUGAUUUAGCUUUGAUUGAUUCAUGUUGUGUU